Molecule: messenger RNA, 1845 nt
Organism: Alternaria alternata
Lineage: Eukaryota; Fungi; Ascomycota; Dothideomycetes; Pleosporales; Pleosporaceae
Exons: 4
Coding region: 1-1845 (614 amino acids)
Source: RefSeq, a predicted model, not a curated record
AUGUCUUUUCCGAAUCCCACGUCAGGCGAAGACAUCGCCGUGGUGAAUGCCAGCGCAUUCGAACGCCUCUACUGGCUCAUCCUAGACCCAGAAGGCAUAUCAAAUAUUCGUGUCGCCGAGAAAGAGAACGAUACGUCUUCAAGUUCUAGAGCCUCUUUUACCAACCACCCGCUCGCCCUCGAACCAGCAACCGUUACAAACGCCUCUAAAAUCUUCGUAACAGCAGAAUGUCUCGCUUGUAAAGAGGGCGAAUGGAACGACGGUUUCGAAGGACAGCCAGAAGGUGUCGAGAGACUAGAAGACGCAUGGGACUAUUUCGUCAUCGAAACCACUGAUGGUAGCCCUGUACUCGUCCGCGAUGUGGUCGCCCAAGUCCAUGCAUGGGCUGCCAAUCCUUUCAUUGGGGAUAAGAUUCGCGAAGGCAUGGCUUGGAUGUACAACGCCUCGUUUGAGCGUGGUGAAGAUGGAUGGUGCUCAAUAGGCACUGGCAGCGAGGACGAUGUACUCGAGGUGCCAGAAGGUACUAAGAUAUUCUUUGAAAGCUUUUUCGAACAUGGCCCUGAUCAGGAUACUGGUGUUCCUGUUGUCGCGAUAGAGUUCUGGGUGGAAGGCGCAUCGCGCUUCCGAAUCACCAGCAACAGUCCUUUAGCUUUUCAAAUGGAAACAAUUAUCGCAUGCGUUGAGUCGGUGCUCACUUAUCUUGUCGGGCCGCCGCCACAGCGCCCGGUUACCCAGCGGACAAUACCACCAAACAACGUCUACGGAGUACCGACACCAAGUGAAGCAAGCACAGCGCCGGAUGAUAUAGAGACAUGGUACUGUGACUUUUGGGAGAAAGCUUACGCCGUUCCGCACAAGGACGGAAACAAUAUCGUCAUCUACGAACCGAAAGAGACAGAUAGCGAUGCCGGUAAUGGGGUGAUUGUUGAGAGACUCAAUCCAGGGCCACACUGGGGUGAUCUUCCCGUCAUGACUACACCUGUACAAGAGACGCCUUCCAGAGAGGAUAAGAUCAUGCUGGCCUUGUACUAUCGUUGGGCCUUGCAAGCACUGUCUGCCCUCAACUUUUUCCACUCUCGCUCUGUGUAUCUGACAUUCUUCUCGUCUAGAAAUGUAUGGCUACGAUCCGACUUUUCGCUUGCUAUUACAGGUUUCAUCAGCGUUGAAGGACCCGAGCUCGAUGCCGAUGCGCUGAGAGACGCUUGGAAGCAGUCGAAGCGAGAUGAGAGACAGGAGCGAGAUUAUCAGGCAUUCGUUGCUGGUAGAACACAAGAGCCAGAGCCCUCUGAUGAAGAGAGUGAUGAAGAUAGCGAAGAGAUUCCAGAGGGGUUCUCCGAAUCUUGGAGUGAAGGAGAAUGGGCGGGGGAUGGCAACGCUUUGUUCUACGAUGAUUACUUCAAUAUCACGUAUCCUCGAGAAGGUGGAUAUCAUCGCAAACCUUUGUUUUACUGGGCUAGCUUUGUCUGGGAGCUCAUGACUAACGGUCUCACAGCCGAAGCGCCUUGGAAACGUGACGCAGAGUUCUCCUCACCUGGAGGGCGCCCGACGGAAGAAGCGGCAGAUUGGCGCGACCAGCUCCAAGUGUUAGAACAGGCUAGGCUUGGAAGUGUGUUGCUUAAAGCCUGGAAGGGCGAAUACGAAAGUGCGGAGCAAGCUGCCGAAGAUAUCAGAAAGAUCGCCGAAGAAGUAGGCAUCAAUGUCGUCAGCAGUACGGUGGAAGUAUGCGACAAUUGGAUGAAGCUGUUCAAGGAUGAAGUUGAUAUUGGCGAGCCUUGGGAAAAUAUUUUCGAGCUGGAUGAAGCGCAAAAGAAGUGGGGAACUCGGACGCUCAGAUUCAAGCGGUAA